Molecule: messenger RNA, 384 nt
Organism: Periconia digitata
Lineage: Eukaryota; Fungi; Ascomycota; Dothideomycetes; Pleosporales; Periconiaceae
Source: the annotation of a GenBank genome assembly
CAACACAUACUACAGAUUUCUCGCCGUAUGCGUGACAAUUGUAACUUCCGGUCCACAACGAAGCUAUGCAGCCGCAAAUCUUAUUUCGCGAGCACGAGCGAGCAGCGCCUAUACCAGUGGAUCGGUCAUCCUAAUCGUGCGCCAUUGAGUUCACCACACCGCAAACCCCACUCCGUCAUCGUUCAAUCGUUCAACCUGCAUCGUUCACUCCGCAGAUCGAGCGAAUUCGCUUCUCCUCGCGUAGGCCGCGCUCGCUCAUCAAAAUUAAACGAGCCCCUGGCCCCCAACUCCCUCUUACCAUUCACUUCACUAGACCGGCACUUGGUCAUGUACUGGUUCUCACAACUCAGUUUGCGGUCUGGAUGUCAGCAGCUAUAUCCAUGA